CAGAGUGCUUUUUUUUAAAUAAAAAAACUAUCAUUCUAGAAAUGUACCAUCACGUUUCCCAGGCAACGCUGGGUGUAUCCUCUGCUGUUCACUUUAUGAAGGUACCUACAAUAGCACAAGCUGACAACUGAUGUCUAUUUGCAAUUUCUUUUUUUCCAGAAGGAGGAAACAUCCAAAAAAGACCUUGCCUUGAAGAGAAAAGGCCCCUUCCACUAAGGAUCACUAGCUACAGUAUCCAUGCAGUGCUGGGUCAGGGCGGUUUUGGCACGGUAAUGUUGGCAACUUGUUCCAACAGGAGAAAACCGGUAGCCAUGAAGGUGAUAGACAAAGCCGAGGAUGAAAGAUCUAUUGUCAAGGAGGUGCGACUAAUGAGGAUGGCUUCUGGAUGCCCAUUCCUCUGUCACGCGCAUGCAGCUUUCCAAACAAAGCUGACUGCAUGCAUUGUGAUGGAGUAUGCCAGUGGAAACAGCUUGAAGAAAUUCAUUAAGGGCACAGGGAAACUGAAGACGGACGAUAUUAUAUUCUACGCAGCAGAGAUCAUAUGCGGCCUGCAGUUCCUCCACGCCAACGGGAUUGUCCAUCGGGACAUCAAACUGGAUAACAUCCUGUUGACCGGCGAGGGACACAUAAAGAUCUUCGACUUUGGUUUGGCUGUAGAGGGAAUGUUUGGCCAGAGGAAAGUUAAAGGCAAGGCUGGAACAUUGAAAUACAUGGCCCCAGAGGUGAGUUGCUCUGAAUAAAAUUAUAUAGCUCAGAUGAAUUAGAGAAUCUGUUCUCUUUGCUAUUUUACAUUCAUUUCAUCAUCGCUGCAACUGCUUGGUAUUUAGAGUUUGUAGCAUGUUCUUUAGUUUUACAGUAGAAAUGGUCA
Xenopus laevis (African clawed frog) is the source of this 868-nucleotide messenger RNA. Its product is annotated as protein kinase C delta type-like. The record is from RefSeq and is a predicted model, not a curated record. Bases 273 to 740 code for a protein of 155 amino acids. The transcript has 5 exons. Lineage: Eukaryota; Metazoa; Chordata; Amphibia; Anura; Pipidae.